Xiphias gladius (swordfish) is the source of this 2418-nucleotide messenger RNA. RefSeq names its product dopamine receptor D4 related sequence (gene drd4-rs). The coding region runs from base 297 to 1541 and encodes 414 amino acids. Gene Ontology annotation, molecular function: dopamine neurotransmitter receptor activity, coupled via Gi/Go; G protein-coupled receptor activity. The transcript has 6 exons. Gene Ontology annotation, biological process: adenylate cyclase-inhibiting dopamine receptor signaling pathway; adenylate cyclase-activating adrenergic receptor signaling pathway. The record is from RefSeq and is a predicted model, not a curated record. NCBI's taxonomy places the organism in Eukaryota, Metazoa, Chordata, Actinopteri, Istiophoriformes, Xiphiidae. Gene Ontology annotation, cellular component: plasma membrane.
GAACCAGGAAAGAGAAGCGGGAGAAACAGGAGGAGAAGACAUAAGGUUUUACUGAAGGAGGAUCUGUGAGGACGUCUUCAGUUCUAACCUUUUAUUAUUUAGAUCAGACGGAAGAAAACAACAACCUUCAGACCUGCUCAUGAUGAGUAAAGAGAAAAAUCACAACACAAACUCAGUCUGCUGUCAAACUACUGAGGACGAUACACACAGAGAACUGAGCCAACACUCGGGACAGGUAACAGCAAGAUGUUCCAGAUGUUGAGUGCAGCCCAGCAGCGGUUUUCAGGGCCUGGAUCAUGGACAAUGUGACACCUGGAAACCCUCCAGAUGAGAUGCACCUGAAGGACUACAACUACCUGGCCCUGAUCCUUGGCAUCCCCCUAAUCCUGGUCAUCAUCCUGGGGAACGUCCUGGUGUGUCUGAGCGUGCUCACUGAGCGCUCCCUGAAAACUGCCACCAACUACUUCAUCAUCAGUCUGGCAGUGGCCGACCUGCUGCUGGCAGUGCUAGUACUGCCGCUAUACGUAUACUCUGAGUUUCUGGGGGGCAUCUGGACGUUGAGCACCUCCAUCUGUGACGGUCUGAUGACCAUGGAUGUGAUGCUGUGCACUGCCUCUAUCCUCAACCUGUGUGCUAUCAGUGUAGACCGGUACAUUGCUGUGGUGGUUCCUCUGAAGUACAACAGGAACCAGUUCAGUGUCCGUCAGCUGGCCCUUAUCACAGCUACCUGGGUCCUGUCUCUGGGCGUGGCCACUCCGGUCAUCUUCGGUCUGAACCAGGUGCCAGGUCGCGAUCCAAGAGUGUGCAAAUUGGAGGACGACCGUUUUGUGGUGUACUCGUCGGUCUGCUCUUUCUUUGUGCCUUGUCCCGUCAUGCUCUUCUUGUAUUAUUGGAUGUUUCGAGGACUGCGGCGGUGGAGCGGUCGAAGUCGAUCUCCGGCGGAUCGUGCCGGUCGUCCAGCUCUCUCUUUACGUCUUGGCUCAGCUCUACAGCGAGCUAAAGCCACAACGACCGGAGGACUAGAGAAGGUGGUGUACGCCACGCCGACUGGCCUCAGCCCCACCUCCCCUUCUACUGUCUCUACGAUGAUGCCUUCGAUGACCCCAGUGAUGGAGGAGCAUCAGGACAGGGCAGUGGUGAUGGCAGAAAGCGACCCGAUGACAAUGCAGAUGGACAGCGUGUCGGACGGAGAGGCCACAGAGAGGAGGGAGGGACUCAACAGAGAGAACGGACUGAUGAAGAUCAGCCCUGCUGCAAAGAGAGGACGAAGAAACAGCAAGAGCAGCAGAGUCAGCGGGAGGGAGCGCAAAGCCAUGAAGGUCCUGCCGGUCGUUGUUGGUGUGUUUCUGGCCUGUUGGACACCUUUCUUUGUCGUUCACGUCACCAAGGUGUUGUGUCAGUCAUGCGACAUCGGCCCCACCCUCAUCUCCGUGGUAACGUGGCUUGGCUACGUCAACAGCGCCAUCAACCCGAUCAUCUACACCGCCUUCAACGCAGAGUUCAGGAAUGUCUUUCACAAGCUGCUCUGUUGUCGGACAUGAAACUAGAAUUGCUGAAAAGUGUCUCAUAGGUCCUUAGACUGUCCUCAGACUGUCUGCAGAAUGUCCGCAGAUUGAGCCUCAGAUGUCCUCAGACUCUCAGAGUGGAAUGUUUCUUUGAAAACUCUCGAAACACUCAAAGACUUGUCCUGUAAACUGUUAGUCACCAAAUGGAGGAAGACAGUUUCUGACCAAAGCCUUAGUUUAAAGCAACUGGACUGUCUCUUAUUUUGAAGGUUUCAUCACGUCUCAGGCUCCCAUUUCGAAGGUUGUAAUCGUGUUUCAGUUAAUAAUAAAGCAGCAGUAGUCAUAUUACUGUCCAUAUCACAGCCCAGAGGCAUAAAAUGUGUGAACAUGUGCAGAAUUAUAAAUGUUCUUUGAUAGAGUAUUUUCAUGGUGAUAUUGUUUUUAAAGGUGCAGGUUCUACAGAUCUGUGUGGACUUGUUUUUCAGAUCUUAUUUGUUUUUACAGAAAAGUGUUGAUUAAUUUUUUUGUGACUAAAGCAGACAGCAUGAACUUUGUCUAAAGAAAAGACAGAUAUGGAAAACAAAACAUCUCAGAAUGUUUCCAUGAGAGUUUGUGUUGGAGUUGUGACAAAUAGAAAUACUGUGGUGAAGAAUCUUGUUUGUAGUAUUUUUAUCUAUGAAGUGAAGGUAAAUGUGAUGAAUGUAGCUGAAACAUCACAGUCUCUGUCAUUAAAAAGAAAAAUUAAUAAACAGAUUAAAGAAAUUAGUUUUUGUUGGAUAAAACCAGAGCAGAAUGUGUUAUUCUGUAAAAGUAAAUUUAGUAAUCGGACUCUUUACUUCAGUAUUUACAUUUUAGGAGACGUUCUUCUUUUCCUCAAUAUAUAAUUCAGAAGGAAAUACCAUACUUUUUACAC